CUGUUUGAAGACGCCGUGAAGCGUUCACUUUAUUUGAAGCAGGCAGCGGAGUUUGGAUGGAAUAAAGUGAAGGAAAAUGAACGAUCGGUGGUACCAUGAAGACAUCUCCCGACCAAUGGCAGAGACCCUGCUCGCCAAGGCGGCACAGGACGGCAGCUUUCUGGUCCGGCACAGCGAGUCAUUCGAAGGAGCGUUAGCCCUGUGCUUGCUUUUUGAAAACCGCAUCUACACUUACAGGAUCUUUAUAAAUGAGGACAAUAUGUUAUCUGUUCAGGCUUCAGCAGGGAUCAAGCCAAAAAAUUUUGUAAAGAUGCCGGACUUGAUUGAGUAUUACAAACAGGAGAACACUGGCCUAGUGACUAACCUACGGUAUCCAGUGGCAAGAGUGGAAGAGGUGGAGGAGGAGGAAGUGGCAAUAGGUGCUGCCAAUGUUGUUGACUCCACUGCAAGGAUCCGGAGUGAUGCUGGCAGGUCCCUGGUCACUGAGAUCCUCACACGACGCCUUGAAGAAGUGGACACUGCUGUUUUGGCACAGGCUCCGAGAGGAUUUCAUAAGGCCCUUUGCGACUACAUUGAGCAGGAUGUGCUAAAGGAUGCCGAACACAUAAACUCCUCGUCUGUGGACAUGUGGCAGCUGCGGUUCUUGCUCAGUUUACUUACCAAAGGCCUCAGCAGUGAGCUGAUCCAGACAAUGUCAGCAUUGGAGACAUCCCAGAGUCUGCUCAGCAAUCAGCCACCUCCUGGAGAAAGCUUGCAGGGUCAGAUUGCUUCUGAAGUGGGUGUCAGAAGGUUGCUUUCAAUAGCUGAAGAACUGAGCAGAGUGCUUUCAUCCAUAGAGAACCAGGUGAAAGAUUAUGAGCCUACGUCUCCAGAUGCAGAUGUUCAAGACCGACAUUUGGAAAUUGCGCCUGUUUUUGAGGUGAAAUUGGACAGUUUUGGAAUUUUCUUAAAAAUCCAUUUGAAGGUGGACAUAGAGAGCGGGAAAUUAAUUGUCAAGAAAUCAAAGGAUGGGCCAGAAGACAAGUUUUACAGUCACAACAGAAUUUUACAGUUAAUCAAAUCGCAGAAGCUCCAGAAUAAGUUGGUGAUCAUAAUUGACUCCGAGGUGAAGAAAACACAACGGAAGGAGUAUGUCUUCACUGACUCUAAGAAGCGGGAAGCGUUCUGCCAACUUAUGCAGCUGAUGAAGAAUAAACAUUCGGAUUUUCCAGAGCCAGAUAUGAUCAACAUCUUCAUUGGAACCUGGAACAUGGGUAAUGCUUCAGCUCCUGCAGACAUACAGUCGUGGUUCCUGUGCAGAGGCCAAGGAAAGACCCGGGAUGAUACAGCUGCUGACAUCCCACAUGAUAUUUACAUUAUUGGCACUCAGGAAGAUACACAGGGAGAGAGGGAGUGGGUUGAGCUGAUCAAAUCGACACUAAAGGACAUCACCUACAUUAAGUUUAAACACAUUGCAACACAGACCCUGUGGAAUAUCCGGAUAGUUAUCCUGGCAAAACCAGAACACGCAAAUCGGAUCAGUCACAUAUCCACGAGCAGCGUCAAAACUGGGAUUGCCAAUGCUCUCGGUAAUAAAGGUGCGGUGGGAGUAUCCUUCAUGUUUAAUGGUACAUCCUUUGGAUUUGUCAACAGUCACCUGACCUCAGGAAGUGAGAAGAAGCUAAGACGAAACCAGAAUUACAUCAAUAUCUUGCGCUUUCUGAACCUUGGAGAUAAGAAGUUAGGUCCAUUUGAUAUCACUAAUCGAUUCACACAUCUCUUCUGGCUUGGAGAUUUGAACUACAGAGUGGAGCUUCCGACACAGGAGGCAGAGAAUAUUGUGGAGAAAAUCAAGCAGCAACAGUAUCAGGAACUACUGGCCAAGGACCAGCUGAUAAUGGAGAAGAAUGACAAUAAGAUUUUCCUUCAAUUCCAGGAAGAAGAGAUCACCUUCCCUCCAUCCUAUCGCUAUGAUCGUGAUAGCAGAGACAUGUACAACUACAUCAAACAGAAAGCCACUGGACUAAAGUACAACCUGCCAUCUUGGUGUGAUCGAGUGCUGUGGAAAAGCUACCCCAACGUUCAUGUCAUGUGUCAGUCUUAUGGCUGUACCACUGAUGUUGUCACCAGCGACCAUUCACCGGUGUUUGCAACCUUCGAGGUGGGGGUGUCAACGCAGUUUGUGUCUAAAACUGACCCCAACAAUGCUGCUUCUCCAGGCACAAUCAAUUUCAUCAAGUGUGAAGCCAAGUUGAAGACCAAAUCCAAGACAAAGUUUUUCAUUGAAUUCCACUCCAGCUGCUUAGAAAACGUUGUGAAGAGUGCUGAAGGUGAGAACCAGGAGUCCAGAGAUGAGAACCUGACUGUUGUAUGGAGCAGUCCCCCUGAGUUGAUACCCAUUAUCUCCGACCCAGAGUAUUUACUGGACCAACACAUCCUCAUCUGCGUCAAGUCUACUGACAGCUACGAAUCCUAUGGUGAGGGUUGCAUUGCUCUGCAAGCCAACUCUAAAGAGAUAAUGUUCAACGUACCACUGGAGCACCGCGGGGAGGAGACAGGCAAUUUCAGCGGAUCAUAUAAGCUGACCAUUUCAGAUCGUAAACAACGGGAGAGGACUUACGAUUUUAUACAAUUAGAAAAAGAUGAAAUGAUUUCCAAUAAGCAAAGCAAAACAAGCACUCACCAAGAGAUUCCGAAAACCUGGGAACGGCCAGCAAGGGUAGCCCCGAAACUCUCCUCACAUCUGUUAGCAGAAGAAGCAGCUGCCAAGGCCCGAGACCGAGUGCCAUUACCAGGCCUACCAGAGACUACUCCUAAGGAUGAUAGCAAGCCCUCAAGCAGCAAUUCAGAAAGCUCUUGGAGUAAAACCCCGACAAUGACCUACACGAAUGUAGAAAUCCCACAGUCUCCAUUGCAAGACCAGGAAUCGGUGGGGAUGGUCAGUAAUCCUUUGUAUGAAACAGUUGACCAGACACAAAACUCCAUCUUAAAGAAAGAACAAGUGAUCCCACGGGGCUUGAGGAAAGGUACCCCACCAAGAGUAGAGAAGACUCCCACUCCUUCCACUUCCUCGGCCAAUCAACUGGCACAGGCCUUGGUAAGCAAGGAGUCAAACUGGCAAGUGCUUCCCCCAGUGCCGCAGAGCAGGAGCCGAUCGUAUACCUGUUCGGAGGUGAGAAGGCUAGGCCAGGGGGUGCCACAAGCCAAAAAAGUAGAGACCAAAGCUGAUCUUUCACAUUCUGGGGCCACCUCCCAGAGCACAGGGCCCUCCUCACUCGCCAGGCCCCCAUUGCCGGUGAAGAGUCAGAAAGUAUUGGAGCUACAGCAUGCUGUAAAAGAUUACAGAGAAACCUCGGAGCUGCCAGCUCAUGCCAAGCACCGUGGCAACGUGGACGUAGGGCAACAGACCAGUGUGUCGUGACCAAGAUCCCUCUUGUGGAAAAGAUGGCAGUGUGGGAUCCUUGUCAGGAAUUUUCGGAAGAGUGAAGGGUUUCCUGUUUAUCUUUUGCUUUCUCUCUCUUGGCGAAUGUAAAUUGUGGUUGUUCUAAAGACAGUCAUCAGAGCUGGGUGCCAGGGAUCAUGUGGUUACUCUCUGCCUUCUCUCAGUGAGCUAGAUAUUGGAGUGCAACCGACCUCAGAACAGAUGCCAAGAAGUUAGAAGUGAGGAGGCCUGAGCAUAGCUUCAACAUUACAAGAUUUCCAAUGGGCUAGUUAUGCUCCCUUAAAUGUGUAUGUUCCUCAUUGACACCAGAGAGCCACUGUGCGGAGCUUCACAUACUUCAAUAUGAACUGAUUCGAGCCCAUUGUAGCUCACAAGCUCAGUCUGUUCUGCUGAAGUAACAGUUGGAUGGCAAUAGACUUCAUGAGAGCCCUACACUGUACUCACAUUCACAAUGGUUCAGCUCGGGCAAGAACACCAUGAUCCCUUCAAUGGGUGAAUAACCUGUUGAUACUCAAUGACUGGACACAUGCAUCAUGAAUAGAAGAAAGAAAUAACUUGCAUUUCUAUGGCACCUUUCAUGACCUCAGGAUGCCCCAAUGCCAAUGAAGUGCUUCUGAAGUGUAGUCACUGUUGUAAUGUCAGGAUGUAGCAGCCACUUCAGGCUCAACAAGCUCCCACAAACAGUAAUGUGAUACUGACCUGAUAACAAUCUGUUUUCGUGACAUUGGUUGAGGAUUAAAUGUUGGGAUGCCAGCAAGAACUGACCUGCUCUUCUUCCAAUAGUGCUAAGAGAUCUUUUACAUCCACCUGAGAGGGCAGUCAAGGCCUCCGUUUUAAUGUCUCAUCUGAACGAUAGCACCUCCGGCAGUACACUGGAAUGCCAGCUUUGAUUUUAUGCUUGAAGUCAUGACCUUCCGUCUCAGUGGCAAGAGUUCUAUCACUGAACCAUGGCAAGAAUGAUCUUUUCGGUUGAGGUAUUAGGAAAAGACCAUUGCAAGAACAGCUGUGUCCAGUGGAAUCAGAAGGAGGAGAGUAGGGGUGGGGAGGGUGUUUGGAUCAACAUGUACUCUAAAUCUUUUAUGCCUUCAGAUUUUAUCAUUGGCUUAUAAAUUAUGCUGAAUAA
Messenger RNA from Carcharodon carcharias (great white shark), 4544 nucleotides. RefSeq names its product inositol polyphosphate-5-phosphatase D (gene inpp5d). Gene Ontology annotation, biological process: phosphatidylinositol dephosphorylation. Gene Ontology annotation, molecular function: phosphatase activity. NCBI's taxonomy places the organism in Eukaryota, Metazoa, Chordata, Chondrichthyes, Lamniformes, Lamnidae. The transcript is spliced from 27 exons. The record is from RefSeq and is a predicted model, not a curated record. Bases 77 to 3400 code for a protein of 1107 amino acids.